Messenger RNA from Conger conger (European conger), 1749 nucleotides. Its product is annotated as coiled-coil and C2 domain-containing protein 1B-like. The coding region runs from base 1 to 1749 and encodes 582 amino acids. The record is from RefSeq and is a predicted model, not a curated record. Gene Ontology annotation, molecular function: RNA polymerase II cis-regulatory region sequence-specific DNA binding; DNA-binding transcription repressor activity, RNA polymerase II-specific. NCBI's taxonomy places the organism in Eukaryota, Metazoa, Chordata, Actinopteri, Anguilliformes, Congridae. The transcript is spliced from 16 exons. Gene Ontology annotation, cellular component: nucleus. Gene Ontology annotation, biological process: regulation of transcription by RNA polymerase II.
AUGCCAAGUAUGCUGGCAGUAAACAAGACUCCUAUUCUGCUGUGGAACGGAAUAGAAAACAGAGGCGGCGACCGUUCGGCCUUCAGCAAGAGCAACAUGCCCGUCCCUCCCAGAGCUGUCCUUCAGCCGAAAAACAUUCUAGAGGCUUUGGAACAGAGAAUGGCCAAGUACAAAGAGGCUUACACUCAGGCUACAGCCACUGGCGAUGAGCGCAAGGCCAGAAUGCACGAGCGUAUAGCCAAGCAAUACCAAAGUGCCAUCCGAGCUCACAAAGCCAAGAAAACCGUGAACCUGCAAGAGUUACCUGUUCCACCUGGCUUUCCUCCAUUCCCUGGGCAGGAGAAUGAGAGAAGUCCACAGGACUUUUCUGGAGUGUUGGAAGCGGCCAACAAGCUAGCUUUGGAAAAGGGUGAUGAUGAUGAGAAGAAAAAAGAGUUACAUCCGUCGGUCAAACAAAAGCCCUGUAAGCCAAUGCUUGCUGUGUGUCCUAUGACACAUGACAGUGCAUCGUCUGCAAAACAAUCUUGCACUACCAACCCUUUCCAAUCAAACACAAAGCACAGCUGGGGGGAAGGACUUUCUUCAGAAGCCCAUCAGCAGGAUGGCCACAGGAAGCUGUCCAUGAAGGUGGGAGUGCAGACCAAGCAGAAGGAUGACCUGGAGCAGGACAAGCAAUGCAUACACACUGUCAGUGGGAGCACCACUGAUGUCAAAAUGGAGGCUCUGUCAUUGGUGCCAUCUCCUCCCACAGAUGAAGAAGAUGAUUUUGUGGUGAUUAAUCACAUUGAUGUCCAAAUCUCUCAGAGGGAUGACCAGGUAUAUUCUCAACUGUCCAUGCUGCUGAAGGAACAAUAUGAGAAAUGUGCAACUUAUUCUAUGCAGUUCUCCCACCUAGGGAACAUCACAGAGACCAUAAAGUUUGAGACAAUGGCAGAGAACUAUAAGAAAAACAUAGAGAGUCUGGAGCAGUUACAGGCACAGGGACGGGACCCCCCGAAACACUGCUUUGAGGAGAGGACCUACAGGAUCACCAGGAUCUUUACAGAACUCAGCAGCACAGAGAUGGUGGUGACCAUUGUGAAAGGAAUGAAUCUACCAGCCCCUCAAGGCCUGUCAGCCCAACAACUCAAUGCCUUUGUCAGAUUUCAGUUCCCAUACCCCAUCUCAGAUCAACCUCAAAGUCAUAAAACCACAGCCAUUGGGAAAACCAGCAGCCCAGAGUACAACCAGAGCUUCACACUGACCAUCAACAGGAACCACAGAGGCCUCCAGAGGGUAAUCCAGAAAGGACUGAAACUGGAGGUGGUGCACAAAGGGGGCUUCCUGAGGAGGGACAAGCCUAUGGGUUGUGCACUCCUGAAGUUGGACAAACUGGAGAGGGAGAGUGAAAUGCGGGAGAUAAUUGAGGUCACUGAGGGACGGAAAACCACGGGGGGGCGUCUGGAGGUCCGGGUACGGUUGCGGGAGCCAUUGAGUGGACAGGACCUGCAGAUCACCACAGAGCGCUGGCUGGUCCUAGAGCAACCCAUGACCCUGGCCCAGGCGGAGGUCCCACGGCUGCGGGCGAGUUUUGGGGGGCCCUGCCAGCACGUGGGUGCUACAGACAGGUCUCCAGUCCGGUACAGCGCCAAGACCGAGACCGCGCCGCCUCCGCUUCUGUCCCACAGUGGAAUUAUGGGAAGGGACGCCGCUGCUGCAUGGAAGCCCAUGAUGAUGGGAGUCUAUUGGCUGCCCAGGCCUGGAAAGUAG